This is a messenger RNA of Leopardus geoffroyi (Geoffroy's cat), 1281 nucleotides long. RefSeq names its product MAPK regulated corepressor interacting protein 1 (gene MCRIP1). The transcript has 5 exons. NCBI's taxonomy places the organism in Eukaryota, Metazoa, Chordata, Mammalia, Carnivora, Felidae. The record is from RefSeq and is a predicted model, not a curated record. Bases 149 to 442 code for a protein of 97 amino acids.
GCGGAGGGCCAGGACCGGGCGCCCCGCUCCGUCCGCUGCGCCUGAGUCCCUGGGCCUGCUGGGGAGGGGGGGGGGCGCGCAUCCCGCCGCGGGCGGUGCGAGGCCGAGGGGACCCGGCAGCGGAGCGUGAGGACCAGACACCCCCGCGAUGACCAGUUCCCCCGUCUCCAGAGUCGUCUACAACGGCAAGAGGAACAGUAGCCCCCGCUCUCCCCCCAGCAGCAGCGAGAUCUUCACCCCGGCCCAUGAGGAGAAUGUGCGCUUCAUUUACGAAGCCUGGCAGGGAGUGGAGCGAGACCUGCGGAGCCAGAUGUCGGGCAGCGAGCGGGGCCUGGUGGAGGAGUACGUGGAGAAGGUCCCCAACCCCAGUCUGAAGACCUUCAAGCCCAUCGACCUGGGUGACCUGAAACGCCGGAGCACGCCUGACGCCAAGAAGUCCUGAAGCUGGUGUUCCCUCCCCACCCCCCCCACCCCCUGGGUGCCACCCGAUGUCGGUCUCCCGUGGGCUCAGUUCCUGGGAGGGGGAGGGGCCGUGUGCCCAGGAGGCUGUCAACCCCAGGACCGGGAGGGGCACGAUUGGUGGCCAAGGCCUGCCCUUCCUCCCUGAGCCCCCUCCUUUCCUCCUAGGGGGUCUCGAGCUGCCCCUGCCCCUGGGCGGGUCUGGGCCCUGCCAGCCCCCGCUCUCCCUGUAGUUGUCUCCUCGGAGCUGCCUGCCCCCACCCCAGGGCCUCGGCUCUGACUCCCCUCCACCUCCCGUCACCUUCCAUUGCCCCCACCCCCUGCCCCCCCGGCCACUUCCAAGGUCACGAGGGAGACCUGGGGGGCCUGUGCCGUCUCCCAGGCUGGUGGUACUGGGCUGGCCUUGGCCCUGAAGUGGCCAGGAGGCAGGACAAGGGUGGCCCUUCCAUACCUGUUGUAUUCCCUACCAACUCCUGCUGCUUCUCUGGCCUGGACACGUUGGGGAGCAUCUAAUUCUUCACCCCACUGUCCAGACUGGCCCUGUCCUUCCCUGCAUCAGCUUCGGGUUGGCACCAGCCCUCUGGGCCUGGGAUGCUGCGAGCACCCGCUCAAAAGGGGUCCUGGGCAACCAGGCCUAGCCCCUUGUUGUCUGUGGCCCUGUGGCCACAGCAGCCCCCUUGGGCAGGGGUAUGAGGCUGGCCUUGGCCCUGUGCUGUGUGCUGGGACGGUCACCAGGGCCCCCCUUUCUUCCUGUGCUCUCCAAAAGCCAAGUGUCUGUGACUGAAGCCCAAGGACCAGUGAAUAAAGGCGGGUGGCGCUGGA